AUGUUAUCAAAUAAAAUUGAGGCUUGCCUGUGGCUGACAAGGUUGUUCACAAUAUUUGCCACCGUAAAUUAUUUUUUUGGACUUUUAAGUGAUUCUCCACACUUAUUGAGUUAUUAUCAAAAAGUUCUUUUGAGCAAUGCUAUAACGAGCGCGCUGAGGUUACAUCAACGAGUUCCUAAUUUCCAGUUCACUAGAGAAUAUUUUGGUCAGUUGUUCCUGGAAGACAGUGCACACUACCUCAUCUAUUCCAUAUUGUUCAUCACUUCUGGAACCAUAUCAAUGGCCAUCUUGCCAUUGUUCUUGUAUGCCCUGUUGCAUGCCCAGGCCUAUACAAAACAACUACUUAACCUGAUUGGACCCAGCUCACUAUCAUUGGUGAGAAAUUUGUUAAGCAAGUUGGAACAGAAUCAAGUGAAUAUUCUUCGCUUUAUAGCAUGUAGUGAAAUUUUUCUGAUGCCAGCUAUCAUCCUAACAUUCUUUACUGGCCAGGGCAGCCUCUUCCUCCCAUUCCUCUAUUAUCGAUUCCUUUCAUUGAGAUACUCGUCAAGGAGGAACCCUUAUUGCAAACAGUUAUUUUGCGAGCUGAGAAUGUCAGCAGAAAGUUUGUGCUCAGGUGAAACCUGUCCCCAAUUUAUAAGAAGCAUAGUCCACAAAAUCAUAAGCAUAAUCUGUAGACUGGCACCUUACUGA
Messenger RNA from Helobdella robusta, 690 nucleotides. RefSeq lists its product as hypothetical. The record is from RefSeq and is a predicted model, not a curated record. NCBI's taxonomy places the organism in Eukaryota, Metazoa, Annelida, Clitellata, Rhynchobdellida, Glossiphoniidae. Bases 1 to 690 code for a protein of 229 amino acids. Gene Ontology annotation, biological process: membrane organization; endoplasmic reticulum tubular network organization. Gene Ontology annotation, cellular component: endoplasmic reticulum; membrane. The transcript is spliced from 6 exons.